ACUCACGUCCCCGUUUUAUAGAGCCUAUAACCAUGAUUAAUGUCAACGAGUCUACGCCGCCUGGGGUGGUGGUCGCCACGUUGACCGCCAAGGACCCCGACCUGCAUCCACGGCUGGAGUAUUACAUCAUUUCAGUGGAGGCAAAGGAUGAUGGCAACAAUCCUGUGGAAGGCCUGCAGGAGUCCUUUGGCAUUGACCUACACACCGGUGCUGUGUUUGUACGAAACCCACUCAACAGAGAGCAGGUAGCAACCUUCGAGAUUAUUGUGUCUGUUCACGACAAUGCUAGUGAGGUUAUCGACAAGUCUGGCAGUGUCCCGAAUGCAAGACUAACCAUCAACAUUUUGGAUGUAAACGACAACGCUCCUCGUUUCCGGCCUUUUGGAGUUACAAACUUUACCGAAAAGAUUUUGGAGGGAGCGCAGCCAGGCACAACAUUGCUGUCAGUGUCAGCUGUGGACCCGGACAAAGGCCCCAAUGGUCAGGUCAUCUAUCAACUGCUCCACCUACCACGAGGGGGUUACGUCAGACUGGAGGACCCCUCCACUGGUAAGAUUGUUGCAAACCAGACGGUGGACUUCGAACAAGUGCAAUGGCUUAAUUUCACAAUCCGGGCAAGGGACCACGGAAGUCCUCCCAGGAUUGCUGAGCUGCCCGUUUAUCUCCGCAUAGUGGAUGUCAACGACAACAACCCAGUCUUCUUACAACCGUCAUAUCAGGAACCUGUUUUUGAGAACGUGAACCUCGGCACCACUAUUGUUCGUGUCAGUGCCACUGAUGCCGAUUCUGGUCUGUUUGCUGUUGUUGAGUACAGCUUGGUAGACGGGGAGGGCAAGUUUGGCAUUAGACCGACCACUGGAGACAUCUACAUCCUCUCUCCAUUGGAUAGAGAGACAAAGGACCACUACACUCUAACUGCUGUGGCCCGUGAUAACCCUGGCGGCAGUUCCAACAACAGACGAGAGAACUCUGUCCAGGUCCUCGUCACAGUUCUCGAUGUCAACGAUUAUCGACCCCGGUUCUCCGAGCGAGCGUUCACCACCAGCGUCUUUGAGAACGAGCCUAGCGGAACAUCAGUGAUUACUGUGAAAGCUACUGAUCUGGAUGAAGGAGAGAAUGGUGCAGUACUCUACAGCAUGCUGGGACCCCACGCAGAUGCUUUUUCCUUGGAUCCAAACACAGGCCUGGUGCGUUCCCGCCGCCUGCUGCAGUCGUCUGAGAGCUUCAACCUGACUGUGGUGGCUACAGAUCAGGGGCGUCCUCCUCUGUGGGCAACCGCCGACCUCAUCAUCACAGUCAUAGAUGUGAAUGACAACAGGCCUAUAUUUGUCAGACCCUCCAAUGGAACCAUCAUACAUAUAUCAGAGGAGCAGCCUCCGGGCUUGCCGGUGUACGAGGUACAUGCAACCGACGCAGAUGAGGGGGUGAACGGAGAGGUGCGCUACGGCUUCCUGCAGACGGGAGCGGGCAACAGAGACUGGGAAAACUUCCACAUCGACGCCACGUCUGGAGUCAUUACAACUACCGUCAAACUGGACAGGGAGAAACAGACCCUCCACAGUCUUAUCAUUGUGGCACGGGACAUGGGUCAACCAGUGCCUUAUGAGACCACGCAGCCUCUGCAGGUGGCGCUGUUGGACAUUGAUGACAAUGAGCCGGUCUUUCUCAAACCUCCACGUGGUAGCUUAUCUUACCAGAAGCUGACCGUGUCUGAGCACUCCCCUCCAGGAACCGUGGUAGGGAACGUGACCAGAGCUGUGGACGCUGACGAAGGCUCCAAUGCCAUUGUUUACUACUUCAUUGCAGGAGGGAACAACGAUGGAAACUUUGGCUUGAGUCUAGACGGUGAGCUAAAGUUGUAUAGGGAACUGGAUCGCGAGGAGAACCCAGUCUACACUCUCAUCAUCAAGGCCUCCAGUAACAAGAGCUGGAGUCCUUCCAGGGGUCAAAGGGCAGCACGGGCGCGGGCCCUGGAUCCUGCUCGAGAUCCCAGUCUGCUUGAGAUCCGCAUUGAACUGGACGACAUCAAUGACCAGAAACCACGAUUUUCCAAAGCAGAGUACACUGCAGGGGUUGCUGCUAACGCCAAAGUGGGUUCCGAGCUGAUCAAAGUUGUGGCGAUAGAUAACGACAUCGGCAACAACAGCUUGGUCCAGUAUCACAUUGUUACCAUCCGUUACUUCCAGUCUCAGAGCAACGGCAGUGAGGACGUUGGGAGCAUCUUUACCAUUGGUUUGACUGACGGCAUCAUCCGCACCUACGACCUCUUCACGGCUUACAACCCCGGGUAUUUCCAGCUGGAGAUUUUGGCGUGCGACCUGGCCGGGCACAGUACUACCACGAACGUGAACAUCUACAUCCUGCGGGACGACCAGAGGGUCAAGAUCGUCUUUAAUGAGAUUCCCGAUUUGGUCCGUGAAAACCAGGAUGAUUUCAUCAAUUUGCUGUCCAACAUCACGGGAGCCAUUGUCAACUUAGAUGACAUACAGUUUCACGUGGACAAGAAGGGCAGGGUGAAUUAUGCCCAUACAGACAUGCUGGUCCACGUGGUCAACAAUCAGAGCAACACCAUCCAAGACGUGGAAAGGGUGAUCCAGCUAAUCGAUGAAAACAAGGAGCAGCUGAGAAAUCUGUUCAGGACGUACAACGUGGUGGAUGUUCAUCCCGCCGUCAGUGACAAGCUCCCUGAUGACAUCACCACUCUGCAGCUCGUCAUCAUCAUUCUGGCCGUGCUGCUGUGCCUGGCUGGUAUAUUGUUUGUCUCGAUGAACUGGCAUUAUCGCAGAGUACAUCAGAGGAAGCUCAAAGCGAUCGUCGCGGGAUCAACAGGGAACCAAGGUUUAAUGGAUAUUCUGGACAUGCCCAACACCAACAAGUACUCUUUUGAGGGCGCUAAUCCCGUGUGGCUCGAUCCCUUCUGUCACAACCUGGAGCUGGCUGCUCAGGCGGACCAUGAAGACGACCUGCCUGAGAACCUGAGCGAGAUAACGGACCUGUGGAACAGUCCUGCUCGCACUCAUGGAACGUUUGGUCGCGAGCCUCAAGCCAAGCCGGAUGACGAUCGUUAUUUGAGAGCGGCGAUUCAGGAGUACGACAACAUCGCCAAACUAGGCCAGAUCAUGAGGGAGGGGCCUAUCAAGCUAAUCCAAAGCGAUCUGGAUGACGAGGAGGACGAGCGUGUGAGCAUGAGUGGGGGUCGGGGAACACUGCGCUUCAAACAUAAGCUUCCUGUGGAGUUGAAGGGACCGGAAGGUGUGCAUGUGGUCCAUGGCAGCACCGGCACCCUGCUCACCUCUGACAUCAACAGCCUGCCAGAGGACGACCAGCGGGCUGUGGCACGUUCUCUGGAGGCUCUCAACGCAGACGGCGGACUUUAUUCCGAACGAAACGCCCGCACCGAGUCGGCCAAGUCGACUCCGAUGCACCGCCACAAGGACGGGGAGUUAACGCCCAGCCCGCUGGAAAUCACCGAGUUAUGACUAGCCGAGGCCUCGCUGGUCUGAGCUGGAUGGUGACUCAAGUGUGUGUGCUUGUGUCUCCACACCGCCACCCUGACCCUGCUGGGAAGACACGAAGACCACAGCGUGAGCAGUCUUGUCCACUCAUGGGCACAAACUCACAGAUGGUUUAACUGGGUUGUGCUUCAAGAGCAAUUUUUUUCUUUUAAAAGAGUCAGCAGGGAGGCGUCAUCAACUUUCAUCAUAAGAGCAGAAUGGACAAAGUGGAAGACGCGUGUUCAACUCAAAGGGCUGCGUUCUGACUUUGUACUUGGGAAAGCAUAACUGGACUGCAUCCACUCACACCAACACAAAUGCACACACUGGGAGUAAAGCAGCUCAGACCAGCGAACGGCCUUCAGCGGGACAAUGAAUAUUCAAAUUCAUCAUCACAUUCUGAGUUUGUUUGCAAGUGUAAAACAAAAAAAAGUGUUGGUGGAGUGAUGGUAGUAAUGAUGGAAAUGUGAUGAUGCAGUCAACCGCCACGCCUCUAACGACCCAGUGAUGCUUGAAGGGAACAUGCCGGUCCAGUUUUUUUGUCUUAAGCAUGUUCAGCGUUUGUGGUGUAUAUGGGGACUUUAAAAGUAUAUGUUAAAGAUGGCAAAUUUGGAAGCUAAGAUUGAUGACUUAAGUCCAAGAAAAUGUGAAUAAAUGGAAUAAAAAGUGAUUAGCUGUUGUAUUUUCUUAAUGUAAAGAUGGCGACACGGCCACAAAGACUGCCACCAGAGGGGGUUAAAGAGCUCAAAUAGAGCAAUAUUUGCUUUAUUUUCCUAUUUUAAGCAAAAAAAAAUGUAUUGAAGUUAAUAUAUUUUUUAAGGACAAAUGCCUGCUUACCAUAAUAGCAGACAUGUUGUGUGUAAAUUGUGCAAUCGUGUCUAUUUCUUUUCUAUGACGCUGUCUCUGAUAAGUGGUGUGUUUUUCAGGUUCAUUUUUAUAUUUGGUAUGUUUUUAAUUUCUUUGUCGUUACUGUCACCAGCCCUGAGAUCUGUGAUAAUAAAAUAUGCAACAUU
This is a messenger RNA of Entelurus aequoreus (snake pipefish), 4507 nucleotides long. RefSeq names its product cadherin-23-like. The record is from RefSeq and is a predicted model, not a curated record. Gene Ontology annotation, molecular function: calcium ion binding. The transcript has 22 exons. The coding region runs from base 33 to 3479 and encodes 1148 amino acids. Lineage: Eukaryota; Metazoa; Chordata; Actinopteri; Syngnathiformes; Syngnathidae. Gene Ontology annotation, cellular component: plasma membrane. Gene Ontology annotation, biological process: homophilic cell-cell adhesion.